AUGGCCGCCCAACAUGUCAACCCCAACCCGCCAACUUACGACCAUGCUUUGGCAGCCUUACCCACCCGUGCAGAACUCCUUACCAUGACCCCGGCACAAGUCGAACACCAAGAACGGAUCGAACGUCUCGAGCACGAUCGGAAAGUCCGUCAGCAUGAGCUACGGCGCCUGGAGUCGGGUCCCGCCGCAGAUACUGCCGCAGCCCACGCCAAAGCACAGGCCGAAGCUGAAGCUCGCCGCACGUAUAACAAUCUCCUGAACCAAGUCUCGACCAUCGUCGAUCAAGGCUGGAACGUACCAGGCACAGAAGAGCUCUCCAAGCCAGCGAAAAAGCUGUCGAGCUUCCUUUGCAAAAUUCUGAAUGCGGACUAUCUGAACGGUACCAACCAAUUCGAUCUUUGCUGCUGCUCUUGGAACACAAAGCACCUCCAUGCGGUCGGUGCCAGAGGGGGUGUCACAAAUGCUCAGCAAGACCGAAUUAAAGUCGUCAGGGACGCUGCCCAGGAACCCAACCUUUCUUAUGAUCUCGUGAAAGCGCUAAUGCUGCAGUACUCUGAUUACCAGCAUUCAAGUUGGAGGUACACUAACUCUCUUGCUGAACAUGGUCGCUGGGAAGCAGUCACAGUCAAGAUUUGGAUGGAUGCGUACACGGUCGUGCCGGUCGUGGCGAAGAACGAUCGUGAUGCUGCGAUGCUGUUGGACGGGAUCAUUAAGAAGGCGAAGUGGGUUUGCCAAAAUCGGCGGUCAUUCGACGGGUAUGUCAAGAGCAUCGAAGACAGAGCUGCUGACUACCGUGCGCGGAGUUGA
Fulvia fulva is the source of this 807-nucleotide messenger RNA. RefSeq lists its product as uncharacterized. Lineage: Eukaryota; Fungi; Ascomycota; Dothideomycetes; Mycosphaerellales; Mycosphaerellaceae. The record is from RefSeq and is a predicted model, not a curated record. The transcript has a single exon. The coding region runs from base 1 to 807 and encodes 268 amino acids.